Molecule: messenger RNA, 1915 nt
Organism: Camelina sativa (false flax)
Lineage: Eukaryota; Viridiplantae; Streptophyta; Magnoliopsida; Brassicales; Brassicaceae
Source: RefSeq, a predicted model, not a curated record
CUCGUUGACAUUUGUCCCUUGAAGCUUUUAGCACCCUCUUCUGUUCCGAAAUGUUUCUGGUCUCUCAAUUUCUCUAUCUGCUAACGAAAGAUUUUGUAUUCUAGGGUUUGUUUAUUCCUCGUCGCUCAUUUACUGGGUCUGAUGAUGGCAAGGCUAAGGCCGAGACAGUUGGAACCGAGCAAGACUGGUCCUUUCAAGUUUGGUUUUGAUGGAGAAGAAGAAGAAGACGGUUGGGUCUUUGUCAAAAAGCAGAGAAUCAUCAUUGUCUUGCCUUCUCUUCCUCCUCCUGUAGAUCUCACUUUGGAUAAACCUGCAUUAACUUUUCAGUUAGAAUCUGAGUUAAGUGACAGCGUUGAGGAUGCGCAAGAGAGUACUUGUGAUAAAACUGUGGUGCCUGAAGACUGUACUUUCGACAAGCCUGAAACUUCGGUUUCACAAGCUGAGUUAAGAGACGUUAUUGCAGAUAUGCACGAAACUAGUCCUGCUCACACUCUGGUACCUGCUCUUCCUUUACCUGAACAAUUCAUUCUGCAGAAGCCUGAAGCUUCUCAAUCACAAGUUGAGUUAAGAGACUGUGUUGCAGAGAUCCACAAAAUUACUCCUCUUCACACAGUGCUGUCUUCUUCUCUUCCGGUAACUGAACGCUUCACGUUACAGAAGCCUGCUACAUCUCAGUUACAAGUUGAGAAAAGAGAUGUUAAUGCGGAUACGCAGAAAACUACUACGCCUCUUCAAACAGUGAUGCCUUCUCUUCCAUUACCUGAACAAUUCGUUUUGCAGAAGCCUGCAACUUCUCAAUCACAAGUGGAUACACACGAAACUGCUCUUGUUCACACAAUACUUCCUUCUCUUCCUGUACCUGGACAGUGCACUUUGCAGCACAAGCCUGAAACUUCUAAAUCACAAGCUGAGUCAAGAACGGAGACACGCAGAGCUACUCUUGUUCACACUGUGAUACCUUCUCUUCCUGUAACUGAACCUGCAACAUCUCAAUCACAAGCUGAGAUAAGAGAACAGACGCGGAAAGCUACUUUCUUCCACACGGUGGUACCUUCCCUUCCUGUAAUUGAACAUUGCACUUUGCAGAAGAAUGCGGCUUCGCAGCCACAAACUGAGCUGAGAGACCUGGUUGCGGUUACUCACGAAACUACUCAUGCUCACGCCGUGGAAUCUGAGACCUGUCCUGAUUUCACCUCAGUUGACAAACCAGAGAUAGUUAUUGGUCGCAAUGUCACAACCAGGAAAGCUUCAGCUCCAAGAAGAUCACUGCAAGAUUGUAGAAAGAAUCCGGAUAGAAGAAUGGAGAUUCACAGGAGCCGUGCGGGCCACAAGCCCAUAAGGUUUCCUAGAGUGAUGUGCAGCUCAGUAGUAAUGGAUAAUGAGAAGCUGAGAGUGUUGAAUCUGGAGAAGAAGGUUGAGAAAGCAGGCGGAAUGAACCAAUGGGUUGGAUCUAUAGGAUUGGGAAGAGAGUUUGAGAGGAUGUUGAGAGAGCAGAGGAUGAAUAAGUUUCAGAUGGCGAAUUUGACAAUGGAGAAGCUUAAGCAGAUGGGUGCUUUAGCCGUUGGGCCAAGAAGAAAGCUUAUACAUGCGAUUUGUUGUGUCUAUCACCCACAUUGUCUCCGUGCGUCCUUUAACUGAGAACAAUCUAGCAAAGUUUAGCCAUUAAUGUGGGGGCAAUAAUACUUAUUAGAUACGUUGACUGAUGCUCUAUUACUAUCUUUUGGUAAUCGAUAGUCUUUUUGGACCAUAGACCAGAGCAAGGUAAAACUAGUCUCUUACCUCUUGUUGAUGGUGAGAUUCGAACGCUGGUUCUGUUCAUGCUUCUCCCUAAAGCUCUCCUAAGAUCAACCUGUAAAUUUACGAAACACCAGGUUGAUGUUCAAUUUAACGAGAUAAGUGUUUAUUGUAAGGUUCA